Messenger RNA from Gregarina niphandrodes, 1644 nucleotides. RefSeq lists its product as hypothetical. Lineage: Eukaryota; Apicomplexa; Conoidasida; Eugregarinorida; Gregarinidae. The coding region runs from base 1 to 1644 and encodes 547 amino acids. The record is from RefSeq and is a predicted model, not a curated record. The transcript has a single exon.
AUGCGCGUCAUAGGGGCCGUGCUGGCUUCAGCAGCAUAUGCAGGAGUGUGCGAGGAGCUCCAAAUCCCCAUGGACACAGUGACCGUGCCUGGGAUGGGUUUUGUGUGCAAAGUUCGAGAAUGUGAGACACCGGUAUACGGACCAGAUGGGAAGCCCAACUGCGUGCCGUGCAAUCAGGAGCCUGCCACAGCAACAAGAGAUUUGCCCGGGAGUGAGUUUUGCCCUACGGAAAUUGGCAAGUGCGAGGCAGGGAAGUGUGUGCCUCGUGAUGAGUCUACCUACUAUGAAGAGAACUUUGGCAAGAAGUGGGAGGGAUUGUCGACGUUUCAUGCGAUCACGGUGACUCAUUACGGAGGUUCUGUAGCCUCGGGAGGGUACAACGGUGCCUUUGAUGUGGAUGCGAUUGAAGAGUGUAUGCUCAAGUUGGGCAUCGACGGAAUUGCGGCCGUACCGCCACAGAUGUAUGGGUCAGAUGCAUUUUACGGACAGGCCUCUUUCAAACGCAAUAAUCUAUGCUACAAGUUGGUCGGUGCAGAUGGAAUAUCUCGUGUGGUCGCUAUUUUUGAUCGCUGCGGUGGUUACGUACAAUGCAAGGGUGGUUCCACCCAGAUCGAAGAUGUGCGGGACUUGCCUACGAUUCAGUUCCCUCAGAUCGACGUGGCGCCGGGGGCCACGGCCUGGGCGGACGCGAACCAGUGUGUGAGCAACCCGGGUGCGACGAUUCUGAGCGGGUUGGGACAACGUUGUUGGUACUACACCGACGGUUCGGACCCGGCGAUUGUGCCCAAAGCUUGUUGCGAGGGUGGCUGCAGUCAGAUCUCGGGCACGGACAAGUGGGGACAGGUGGAUUGGUGCGGUAGCAGUUCCCAUCCGCACUUUGAUUUGUCAACACGUCUGAUGGACUUGUUGUGCGACGCAGGUGGCGGGGGUGGCAUCGCUGUGGGUAGUUGCCAACUGCAAUGGGUGGAGCCGGUCAAGUGUCCCGUUUGGCCGAAGCCAGGUGUGUGUUGUGAGCAGAGUGAGACUUGCGGUGAAUCAUGCACACCAAAGUCGGGCAGUUGCGGCAACUCCGAAACUGAUUGUGGCUCUUGUGGUGGCAAGUGGUGUCCCGGCGACAGCUGGUACGACAUCUGCGAUGCAGACCCCACCGAUAUCCCCACACCCUACCCCGAGUGGACAACCAAUCCCCCUGAUCCGCCCACGCCAACUGGUGGUCAGACCCGGGCCCCCUCGCCCCCUCCACCUGACGACGCUGACACCCCGACCCACUGGCCGGGAACCAAGGCCGAUCCAGGUCCCAUUACUACUAGUGGCGACACCACUGGGGCAACUGAUGCCACUGGGGCUACUGACGCCACUGGUGCUACCGAUACUCCGGGAACUCAAGCCACGGGAACAGGUGCUACGACACACCUCCCCACACAGAGCCAAGACGAGGAGGAGAAGAAGAAGGUACCAGUCGGUGCUAUCGCUGGCGCCGCAGCUGGAGUUGCUGCCGUCCUCGCUGCCGCCGGAUUGGGAGCCCGCCAACUGCGCAGUCAACCUGACAUUGACGCCGCCUUCGAGCAAGGCGACGACCUCGGCGAAGCUGAUGAGGACAACCGAGAAGGCAUGGCGCAACAGGGCUCCGAAGAUUUUGCUUAG